AAACGCGGACUUGGGCCUCAGUCGACACUAGUCUGGUCGAGAAUAAGGACUUGAGAACGUCUCGCUGGAAUUUACGAAACAGAAAACUUCCUCGUAAGAUGUUCCUGAAGAUCGUGUGUGCUGUGCUCUGGGUCGUCGCCACGGCCUUGGGAGAUGAGUCUGGAGAGACUGAGCUGAGAGCAUCUAUCAACAAGAACUAUGAUAAGGAGGCGCUACCAGGGACCAAUGUUACGGUUGAAAUCAUUACUUUCAAAAUACUAAGUUUUGAAGUGCACGAGGAUGCGCACACAAUGGAAGUACACAGCUGGACUGGUUACAGCUGGCGCGAUCAACGCCUGCAGUGGAAACCGGAAGAUUACGGCGGAGUCUCCAGGCUAGGAAUGGACCCUAGCGAAGUGUGGAGACCGGACUUGGCCAUAUACAAUGGCGUUGCCAACGAGCACAUGCCCGAAUCAAACCUGCCUUUGGUAUUGAUGCCAGACGGGAAGAUCAUACACAUUCCUUCACUCAAUCUCAAGUUCUACUGCCUCAUGGACCUUACUUACUGGCCCCACGACGCCCACGAGUGCGAGAUCAAGUUCGGGUCAUGGGUCCAUCAUGGGCACUUGAUUAAUCUUGAUGCUAAUAGCACAAAGUUGGAGGUUAACCUCAACACGCGCACCCUGGCCAGCGGCAAGAACAUCACAAAAUCAGAGUGGAAGAUCUCCGACCUGGUGAUAAGGCGAGAAUCCAUAGUGUAUGAAUGCUGUCCUGAGCCUUAUGUCAGCAUCACCAUCUCCUUACUUACCACGAGAGAUGCUCCGGCGUACGCGUGGGUCAUCAAGACACCUGUUAUAUGCAUGAGUUUCCUGACGCUGGUGGUGUUCCUGCUCCCUCCUGCCGCAGGAGAGAAGGUCGUCUUCGGGGGCCUCUGCCUCGUCCUCAGCGUCCUCUUCCUCGACUACUCGGCCAACAUUAUCGGACACGCCCCCUCGCACACGCCCCUUAUCAUCCAGCUCGUAUGUCAGCAGAUGGUGUUGGUGAUGAUUAGUGUGGUGUUGUCAGCCGUGGUGAUGAGGGUGGCCCGCGGACCUCAUUCUUCUGGCCUGCCGACCUUCCUGAAGCGGCCUGUGCUCCUCCUGGGGUCCUGCUUGUGUUUGGGCAACUACAGGCAGAUCGUGCUCAAAAACAGCGACAGUUUCGCCAGCUCGCGCAAGCCUGACGAGGUGGAGCUGGGCGAGGACGGGAGCUCUGAGACCCGCCGUCGGGAGAGCGGCGACGCCUGCGAGUGGCUCCUCCUCGCCGCCGUCGUCGACCGCUUGGCCCUCCUGCUCUACGCUGCCGUCUGCGUCAUCAGCCUCAUUCGCUUCAGCAGCGUCUUGUAGGAGCAUUGGGAAUCUUAGAGCAGCGUCCUUUAAAAAAAGAAGAAGAGAGAAAAGAAAAAAAUGCGUGUUAUUAUUGUAAUUAAUGGUUUUCUUAUAUUUUUGUUAUUCUAUUUGAUUAUUUAUAUUCUUUAUUAUCAUUUGUUUAUUUUAUUAUUAUUUAACAUUGUUAUAUAUGUUGUUUUUUUUUCUUUUUUUUUUUGCGAAGAGACGCUCGUGGUUGAUCGACUGCAUCGUGUAGAAUCUUUGCAAGGUUUAUUAUUUUUUUCUAGACCUUGGCAAUGCUGGAUGUAGUUUGUUUUUCUUAUUGUUUUGAAGAAGAGCUAGAUUUUUUUUUUUUUUUUCUUUUGGUUUAAGAAAAAAAGAAAAGACCAGUCAGGGGAUGAAUUUGAAAAAAAUCAAAAUGGAUAUGGAAAUGUAAUUCUUAAAAUGAGAAUAUGUAUGGAAAUACAUUUUUUUUUUUUUUUUUUAAAGCUCAAGACAUAAUUAAUAUCAAUUUUUAUAUAUAUUCCAUUUACACAUUUUAUUUACAUUUUCUUCUACAUCUUCUUACGAAUUCUUAUGACAAAUCCUUGUAACUAUAAUAGCGUUAAAUUAUUCAAAUAAGAAGCUGUAAUAUCAACUAUACAAUCACAUAUAGUUUUCUUAAUACCUCAAAGCGUUUCACUACCAAAGAGGAUAAUGAUGACGCUUUAGAUUCACAUGUAUGUUUGUCGAUUAUUAUUGCUACAUUACCUUUUAUAUAAUGUGGGAAACACUUAUUUUUACCUAUCUGAAAUAUACAAGUUUAUAUUUCUGAAUGAUACAGACUAAUGAGGCGAAAUACAUGCCAGAAAGAG
Messenger RNA from Penaeus chinensis, 2200 nucleotides. RefSeq names its product acetylcholine receptor subunit alpha-1-A-like. Gene Ontology annotation, biological process: nervous system process; chemical synaptic transmission; signal transduction. The record is from RefSeq and is a predicted model, not a curated record. Gene Ontology annotation, molecular function: neurotransmitter receptor activity; transmembrane signaling receptor activity; extracellular ligand-gated monoatomic ion channel activity. The coding region runs from base 99 to 1364 and encodes 421 amino acids. Gene Ontology annotation, cellular component: membrane; neuron projection; synapse. NCBI's taxonomy places the organism in Eukaryota, Metazoa, Arthropoda, Malacostraca, Decapoda, Penaeidae. The transcript has 10 exons.